Messenger RNA from Penicillium daleae, 678 nucleotides. RefSeq lists its product as uncharacterized. NCBI's taxonomy places the organism in Eukaryota, Fungi, Ascomycota, Eurotiomycetes, Eurotiales, Aspergillaceae. The transcript has 2 exons. Bases 1 to 678 code for a protein of 225 amino acids. The record is from RefSeq and is a predicted model, not a curated record.
AUGGCGCGCGCGGCAGACCCCACACAAAUGAUCAUCCUCCCCAUCAAGGAGGAUUUCCAGAUCAACACACCUUCCACUCCAGCCGGUGAGGUCUGGUCGCAGAUACUAAAUAUACUAGAAAAUUGGGCUGGAUUCCGCCGACUUUACUGGGGACGACACGUGGAAGAGCCUGGAAAGGUCCAUCUGCAUAUCGUCCGCGAUUCCCUCCACCAGCAUUACGCCCUCCUGGCUUCACCAGAAUGGCAGCAAAUCAUCCAAAGUCUGACCGCGCUCGGCGUCUCGGAUGCCACGUCGCUGAUCGUGCGGCAUGCGAUGAUGUCCGAGUUCACUCCUCAGCCCAAGAAUCUGGGGAACGGUGCGCCCGUCACGGGGACGGCCAUCUAUCUCACCCCUGACCCGGCCGGGUGGGAAGCGACGUGGGCGCUAUGGACGACGAUCGUGCGGGAGGUACCUGGAUGUCUCGGGGUCACUGGCGGAUGGAUGGUGGAGCCGAUGGAGGAGCAGUUGUGUUAUGUGGUGUAUGUGGGAUGGGCGAGCGUGGAGGUGCAUGACGCGUAUCACCACACGAACCACUUCCGGCAGCGGAUGGUGAUUCUGCGCGAGCACAACCAAGGGUAUCGCGAGUAUGGGCACGUUGCAUUUACACACUCGCGCACUCGGCGCCCGGCCAAUUUGUAG